Molecule: messenger RNA, 618 nt
Organism: Meyerozyma guilliermondii ATCC 6260
Lineage: Eukaryota; Fungi; Ascomycota; Pichiomycetes; Serinales; Debaryomycetaceae
Gene: EST3
Product: telomerase subunit
Exons: 1
Coding region: 1-618 (205 amino acids)
Biological process (GO): telomere maintenance via telomerase
Cellular component (GO): chromosome, telomeric region; telomerase holoenzyme complex
Molecular function (GO): telomeric repeat DNA binding
Source: RefSeq, a predicted model, not a curated record
AUGUACGAACCUACUUAUGAAUGGGAAAUAGUACUUCAAACUACUUGGAUACAAAAGGCCGUUACCAGAUGUUUGCAGCACCACUUACGAUUCAGUGCUACUGAUGUUGAACAUCAUUUUAUACACCCUUCGCAUAAGAAGCAUGUUCGAGAAACUCCCAUCAUCAGAGUGUAUCGAUACCUCAAAACCACAGAUCAACUAGCUUUAACAGCCAUUGUUUCAGAUACCAGACACUUAAUCUUUGCAAAGUUCCCAUAUGACCCAACUAUAAUCAAAUUUGAGCAGCUCUAUCGUCAACGACUAACGUACAUGACAGCGGGUUGUCUCUUCGUAAUCAAGCAAGCCAAACUAAGAUUUGCCAAGCCUGGUGAAGUUGCAAAAGACUUUGAUUUUUCCAUCUCACCGAAUAUUCAGAUCGUGAUCUUGGAAAUUGACGAUUUUACUGUCUUUCUGAGGGACCAAGCCAUACUUCCUCACGAAGCACUCUCAAAAGUCAAUAUGAUCUAUUACGAUCGAGAGUACUAUGAUUUGUGUGGACGAGAUUGCUACAUCCCAGAAUACUCCAAAGAUGUGGAGAAACAAGUCUCGGAUGACUAUGGGGAUGUGGUCUCCGUCUAG